Orussus abietinus is the source of this 2827-nucleotide messenger RNA. RefSeq names its product armadillo repeat-containing protein gudu (gene gudu). The record is from RefSeq and is a predicted model, not a curated record. Gene Ontology annotation, molecular function: protein binding. The transcript is spliced from 9 exons. Lineage: Eukaryota; Metazoa; Arthropoda; Insecta; Hymenoptera; Orussidae. Bases 709 to 2796 code for a protein of 695 amino acids.
AUGGGCACGAAAGUUUCUUCAGCGAUCCAUUGUCCUUUGUUUAAACUUUUUUUUUACAUUAGGCAGUGUGUACGAGAAAGUGUUGCUUUAUUCGACUUUCAUUGGUUUUUAAUGUAUUACAUUGCUCAUCUUUUUUAUGACAUGAACACUGACGAUUGUAACACCAUGAAUUGAUCAUGAUCGAUCGUUUGAAUUGAAUACCGACACCAAUUAGUAGUAUUUUAUAACCGUUUUUAUUUUGGUCUGUAUUAUACAUAUUUAUUAAUUAUGAAUGCUAUUUUUUAUUGAAGGAUUUUUGACAUGCUAUAUUCUUACACAGUCUUAAUAAAUUAAUCUUUCACGCAUGAUUCGCGGUGAACGGACGUUGAGAAGAGGACCAGAGAUGAAAAUUCUAGAUGAAGAUUCAUGCUACAUUUUAGAAACAUUAUGACUAAUUCAUUAAUAUGAACUAUCAUCCUCGAAGGGUUUUAACGUAAUGCACCCCGCGAUUGUGAUGUUUGAUCGAUAAUAUUCAAGGUUAGAGGGUUAGGAGUUUCUAUAGACCAUUAUUGUUUCUACGAUAUAAGUAAUUUCCUAGAGGAUGAGUUUGUUGUUACAUGUCAGGGAAGUCGGAUGAAAUCCAUGUUUAUUUACGUGGCUCUACACUCGAUUUGUACAUUUUCAUAUAGUUAAUUAUUUAAUCAUAUAAAUUGUUCUAGGUGAGCAAACAUGGUGCAGAAGAAGAAAGCAGAGAAGUCUGCAUCGGAAACUCUGCCACCCGAGCCAGAAGUAGACACUCCGGAAGAGGAUGGUACGAUUGCCUCAAAAGUAUCAGCUUCCGUCGCUACUGCACAGUCUUAUGGCCCCCAAAUUCGGUAUAUUUUUGAGAAUCUCGAAGAACAAAGUUCUGACGAUGAACCAGAGUCUGGGAGUGACGAUGAAAAUAGAUAUCUUAAAGAAGAUACAAAGGAUGUUCCCUCGGAAUACUGGCAUUUACAAAAGCUAGUUAAAUACAUGAAGGCAGGAAACCAAACCGCAACGAUAGUUUCAUUGUGCCUCCUUAAAGACUAUGAACUUAAUUCCAAUGCUCUUCGAUCAUGCUUUCGGGAAAUGGGAGGAUUGGAACUUUUAAUAAAUCUUCUUGAAACUAAAGAUACUAAGUGUCAACAUGGAGCAUUAAUAGUUCUACUUCAAAUGACAACGUCGAGUGAAAUGAGGCGUCAUAUGGUUAAUCUUGGUAUAGUAUCACCAUUGAUUCAGUUAAUGAAGCACCCUGCAAAAGAUAUACAAAUAUUGGCUGCAGAAACCAUGGCAAAUAUAGCUCUGAUGAGAAAAGCUAGGAAACAAAUUCGCCUGCGUGGAGGAAUACCGCUAAUUAUGGACAUUAUGGAUGUUCCUGAUUAUGUAUUACAAAGUCCGUUAAACGACCUAAAAGAAGAUGACAGAGAACUCGUAGCAGUCGCUGCAGGGAGUGCUAAAGUACUGGACUCGGUGAGUAGCAGUCCGAAGAUCAAGGAAGAACUACGAAAACAUGGAGUAAUCUUCCUUAUGGCACGAUUUUUAAGAUCAUGCCAUACAAAUUUGAUCAUCUCGAUGAUGGGCUCUGUUCAACAGUGCGCAGACUUGAAAGAUUUCCGAAUCGCCUUCGAACAAGCUGGUAUCAUUGCUGACAUAGUGCAACAUCUUCAGAAUGAGGAUUUCAAAUUAAAGGAAAAUUGUGCUCGUGCUAUAUUUAAGUGUGCUCCCAGCAAGACCACACGAGAUAUUGUUCGAGAAGCAGGAGGAUUGGAUCCUUUGUGUGAACUUGUAGGAAGUAGCGAAGUCCGAAAAAGAAAGCCGUUACUUGCUGCGGUAGUGGGUGCAAUAUGGAAAUGUGCAAUGAGUCCAGAAAAUGUCAACCGGUUUAAACAGAACAGUUUAGUAGCAUCACUGGUUACUCUGUUGGAAGAGAACGAACAUGAAGACGUUUUAACCAAUGUAGUGGGCGCACUAGCUGAAUGUUGUAAAGAUCCUGCUAAUAUAGAUGUCUUAAUUGUUAAUGACGGGAUACCAAAACUGAUACAUUUGUUAAGUGCAACGUAUGAGCCCUUGUUGGAAAAUCUACCGUUGGUGUUGAAAGCCUGUGCGGAGAAUGAACAGUGCAUGGACAUCAUUAAUGAUACCGAUCAUGUUUUGGAUGGCAUCCGAUUGAUAUGGUCACUUCUCAAGCAUCCUAGUAAUAUCAUUAAAAGAAACGCAUGCCUUGCCCUAGUGCCUUGUAUUAAACAUGCCAAAGAUUCGCCAGAAAUGGUUCGAGCUUUCGUGGGUGGUCUCGAAUUGACAGUGAGUCUGUUAAAAAGUGACGACACCGAGGUACUCAGUGCAGUUUGUGCGACAAUUGCUGAAAUCGCGUUGGAUCCAGAGAAUUUAGGAAUCCUGACUGAUCACGGUGUGGUGAAGAUGCUUGCUGAUCUUGUGGAAACUGAAGACGAAGCAUUGAGGGCAAAUUUAGCGUUAGCCAUUGCGUACUGUUGUGAGUGGGGACAGAAUAAUUAUGAAUUUGGAAAAUUAAAUACCGUUGCACCGCUAGUCAAUUACAUGACUAGUCAAAAUCCAGAUGUUCUCAAAGGCGCUUGCAUAGCUUUUUAUCACCUGAGUAAAGAACCCCUCAAUUGUGUAACUAUGCACACGUGUGGAGUAGUCAAGCAUGUACUAAGAUUAAUCGGUUCUGAUGAUCUUGAAGUCCAACUUGCAGCUGCAAACACUAUACGACACAUACGGAAGCUAGCUCUUACAACAGAAAAAUUCCAUCACAAGGAAAUAGAUGGCGAAAUAUAGAAAUUUUACAUAAUAAAGGUAUAACAGCUGA